Molecule: messenger RNA, 2241 nt
Organism: Phalacrocorax carbo (great cormorant)
Lineage: Eukaryota; Metazoa; Chordata; Aves; Suliformes; Phalacrocoracidae
Source: RefSeq, a predicted model, not a curated record
CUGGGGCGGGGGACCGCUCGUCCCCCGCCCCCCUCCCCGGGUGAUACCGUGGGCAUGAAGCACUUGGGGGAGUGGACUGUAUUCCCAGAGCGUUUCUGUAGGAUUUGACAUGAGUUCAUAUCUCUCCUUCUGGAAAAGAAUUGUGGGACUUGUCAUUGCUGUUGCUGUGAUUUUACUCAUAAUAAGGAUUACCAUAAAUACACUUAAAUUACCGCGCCUGGAGCUGUGCCCUGAUGACUGGCUGUACUACAAGAAGAAGUGUUACUAUCAUUCAGAAGCCGUGGCAGACUGGAAGUCCAGUCAGAAGUCCUGCUCUGACUACGGAGCUUCGCUUGCUGUGAUUGACAGCCACCAAGAGCUGAACUUUAUAAUGUAUCGAAUGCACGUAACAGACUUCUGGAUUGGGCUGCGCAGGAGAGGAAGCAAAAUCUUCUGGGUGAAUGGAAAGUCAUUUGACACAAACUUAUUUCAUGUCAAUAUAACAAAUGAUGGAGACUGUGUCCAUAUAGAUUCUGCCUUCGUCUCUACCAGAAGGUGCUCCUCAGUCAGGAACUGGCUUUGCACGAUUGGUCAGUUUAAUCCCAAGACAAGCUCUUAAUAGCGAGCAGCUGUUUGUGCAAAUAUAGAGACUUUCUCCAUGGGAAGCUGGAAUUCAGAAUACUCAAAGUCCUUUCUGUAAGACGUCCGCAGGGGCAAGAGGUGCUGUGGCAAGGAUCAUGUCCAAAAUUCUCCAGGAGAAGCAAGACAGGGAGUUAUAAUGACUUCAUGAGAAAGAGGUAAAAAAGUGGCAGUACCAAGAGGAAAUGAUGAUACAAUGGCUGUUGCAAAGAACAGAAGUUCCUUAGUAAUACGGUUUCGUUGUUGAAACUGCUGAAGGACAUGGCAAUGGAUGCGUCUCUUGCGAACUCUUCACAAGCUAAAGACAUUGUUAGAUGGACAUGAAGGUCGUAUUGAAAAUGCCAUUCAUAGUGAACCAAGGGAUGUGUUUUUUCCUCUCUCCUGUGAAACUCAGUAAUUCUUUGUCUGAGAACUUUCAGUUUGUCUUUGUGGUAAAUGGGUGAGAUUUCAUACGGUGUUUUGAUUUCCCACUCCUCCUUUUUCCAUGGGGUUUUCAAAUGUGAUUGGUAUGUAAUGUCCAAGGAUAUAAAUGGGAGCUUUGUAAACCUGGAAGGCAGAUAAUGACUAGGUCUUCUAGGGAACGGCACUGCUGUUACAGGGCAUAUAGGGUGGGACAGAUUACAAAUAUUCUUCUUUAUCCCUCUGGACUGAUCUGGAAACAUGACUGCUGUUGCCCAGAACUUCACUGAAUAUGUGGCUGCAAUAGGAAAGCUCCCAGACUGAAUCAUGCACAACUGUCAUUUUGGGACAAAGUUGUGGAUUUAGAAGGGGGGAGACAUGUAUAUCUAGUGUGGAAAGGGGUCUAGGACACCUUAAGGUGAGGUGCUGUGGUGUUGAUCUUUUGCCUGUGCAGGGGGGAAAAAGGCUUUUAUUGUCUCCGGCACAGCUAUUUUAUCAAGUGAGUUGUGUGGGCAAGGAUAGUUUGACAGUCCAUGGGAUAGAAGCACUAGAGCUAAAUAGCAUGGCACCCUGGGUUAAUCUGUUUGAAUUAUUGGUAUGAUGCCCUGAAAAUGGGCAGUGGGAGCAUGGGAGGCUCACCUGGAAGAUAUGUGGUUGGUUGCUGUCUGGUCACUCUUAUGUUCAUCAGACAGUAGUCAGUAGUACAAUGACUACUUCCCAAGAUACAUGAUUAACAAAGGGUGGUUACUGUCUUUAAAAAUGUGUAACCAGAAGAAAGGCCUUUUGAGCUAGGAAAAUAUUCUAGUGUGGAAACAAUACCAAAUUAAGCUCAGAGAAGAUUUAAGAGUCUGUCAUAUUGAUCUUCAAAGAAAUGGGAAGAAGAAACUGCAAAUUGCUAUAAACAUGCUUGAUAUGUAUCCAGAAGAGGUACUCCUUUGGAGGGAAAGAAAUAGGUGAGACAAGAAACUGGAACAGAGUGUUCAAUAUAUCCUCAUUCCCCAUGGUAGUUCCCCAAGAAAGCACUAGAACAGAAGAGGCAGCACCUUGUAAGGAAGUGUGGACAGGGUUCAGAUGGCCAGGGUAGGGACCUAUUUCCCACCAUAUGUCAAAAGUCCAGUUUAAAAAGUCAUCAUGAAGUGCUAGAUGGGGUGAGAAGUCCAUUUUGCUGUCUCUGUAAAUUGUCUUGUAAAUAUGCCAAUAAAUGCUUCAGAGGUUGCUCCCUGC